AGAAAAAAAAUAAUGUUAAGUGGAAUCUUUUAGAGAAAAAGACACUCUUCUCUAUUUUCUUCCCUCAUCUCAUCCCAUUCCCAUCUCUCUCUCUCUCAUCACUCUCACUACUCUCUCUUUCUCUCUCUAUAAAAAUCCAUUCUGGGCAGACUAAAAACAGACCCAGAAACAAAGCUAGAGAGAGAGAGUGAGCUUCAACAACAACAAUGGUGGUUUCAUCUACAACUCAAUGCCUCUCUCUGGUUUUACUACUUCUUCUCUUCACUACUAUCUUAGCAGAAGAUGGCCCAAUACCAAACGGAGACUUCGAGACGAUCCCAACAGGUGGUUUCCCAAGUGGCGAAUCGGUAGUUGAUGGGCCCACAACGAUCCCAAAUUGGAGAUCAAACGGCACCGUUGAGAUGGUAGAAUCAGGGCAAAAACAGGGUGGGAUGAUCCUCAUCGUACCACAAGGUAGACACGCAGUGAGACUUGGUAACGAUGCUGAGAUCAGACAAGAUCUAAAGGUGGAGAAAGGAUCAAUCUAUUCGGUUACUUUUAGUGCGGCUCGCACGUGUGCACAGCUGGAGUCACUUAAUGUGUCCGUGCCACCUGCGUCGCAGACAAUAGAUCUUCAGACUUUGUACAACGUGGAAGGGUGGGACCCAUAUGCUGUGGCUUUUGAAGCUGACUCGGAUGAGUUGACUUUGGUCUUUACUAAUCAGGGUAUGGAGGAUGACCCAACUUGUGGGCCCAUUAUUGAUGAUAUUGCUAUUAAGAAGCUAUUUACACCAGAUAGGCCCAAAGAUAAUGCAAUGGUGAAUGGAGACUUUGAAGAAGGUCCAUGGAUGCCUAAAAACGUUUCGCUUGGAGUACUUCUUCCCACGAAUUUAGACGAAGAGAUUUCGUCGCUACCCGGUUGGAAUGUGGAGUCAAAUAGGGCUGUGAGGUACAUUGAUUCCGACCAUUACAGUGUCCCAGAAGGCAAGCGCGCCAUUGAGUUGCUCUCUGGCAAAGAAGGUAUAAUAUCCCAAAUGGUUGAGACUUCGCCGAACAAGAUCUAUAGCUUGAGCUUCGCUAUAGGUCAUGCCGGGGACAAGUGCAAGGAGCCUCUUGCUGUCAUGGCUUUCGCUGGAGACCAAGCGCAAAACAUUCACUACAUGCGCGAAUCCAACUCAACUUUCCAAGUCGCUAGUCUCAACUUCACUGCUAAGGCUGAACGGACGAGGAUCGCGUUCUAUAGCGUGUAUUACAACACGAGGAGCGACGAUGGGAGCUCGUUGUGUGGCCCUGUGUUGGAUGACAUUAGGGUUAUGGCUUCUAGCUCUCGUCGAAAUGUGUUUGGGGGUUUCGGGUUAAGGCUUGUGGUUGCCAUUUGGGUGUUUUUUUAUGUGUUGGUUUAAGGGGUUUUAUAGAUAUAACAGAUAUAUAUAUAUAUAUAUAUAUAUAUAGUGUACUGUAUUGUAUGGUAUAUUUUGCUUUCUAAUUUUUGGUAUGAGAAUGAGAUAUGAGUAGUAAGCAAUGCUCUUUUUUCA
This is a messenger RNA of Cannabis sativa, 1514 nucleotides long. RefSeq names its product protein DUF642 L-GALACTONO-1,4-LACTONE-RESPONSIVE GENE 2. Gene Ontology annotation, cellular component: plasma membrane. The record is from RefSeq and is a predicted model, not a curated record. The coding region runs from base 207 to 1382 and encodes 391 amino acids. NCBI's taxonomy places the organism in Eukaryota, Viridiplantae, Streptophyta, Magnoliopsida, Rosales, Cannabaceae. The transcript is spliced from 3 exons.